AAGCACUUCCGGUCUAUGUCGAGAAAGCUAGCCGGCACACUCGAGACAAGCGAGAAAACCCUACCCUGAAUAAGCUAUUCGCGUCUUUUCGACGCACGAACCAAAUUUUCACCCUCUUUAUUUUGAGGGAGUUCAGUUUCUCUGUACUUUGGCUUCUACUUUUCCGCGAAAGGCCUGGGAACAACAUCUUCGACAGAGAUCAUACGGCGGAGGCAACGAAACAUGAGUGAGCAAUCAAAGAAAUAGGGAUGACAAGAGAUACUGCUUCUUUGCUGUAGCGAGCACAAAUAUUGCCGUGAAUGGUUUCUAGGAAACUUAUCGUCACCUCUCAUCGGUUAUGGAAGACAUCGAAGAUAUAUUUGAGGGGUCACUUGAAAAGCCAGUUGAAGAUGUCCAAGGGAAAAACUGGCUCAAAAAGUCUUUCACCAAAAAGUGGAAAAAAGUAUACUGUGUGCUACGGAAAUAUGGCUCAAGUGAACAAGCCUUUCUGCAGAUAUUUGAAAAGGAGGACAGAUGGCGACAGCAGAUGCCCAAAGGUACCCUUGAGUUGUUCCCACGGUACCGUGUUCUCAAGAAGAGUGAUGUCAAAGGGAAACCCCAUGUGUUUGAAAUCAGUAAUGAUGCAGAGGUGUACAUAUUAGCAGCUGACUCUGAGACUGUUCUGGACCUGUGGGUUAUUCAGCUACAGAUGCAAACGCGAUUAAACCCCAGAGUUGCUGGAAAAACCUUUAGAGUGCAGUGCAGUGGUAGCCAAGCAAUGCAGAGAAUUGGUGGAAAGGAUCAGUUUUGCUUACUUCAUAUAUCACGAUGGGGGGUUACCCUGGCUUUAGAGCGAACUCGUGCUGUCCUUGCCCAAUGGCCUCUCACUACAAUCCGGAAUUAUGAAUCCAUGGACCGGGGAGAGUUUAGUUUUGAGGCAGGCCGUAAGGCCCCAAUGGGUGAGGGAAAGUAUACUUUUGGGACUCAGUUUGGUGAGGACAAUAGCAUAUUUGAUACUAUUGACGGGUAUACAUCCGCACGGCUGUCAGCCCAGAAUGCAGGUGGAGCCGUGCUGCGUGGCAGUGAUGAGGAAUUGUCCAUGGCAUAUGACCAACUGCGGUUUAGUGUUCUCAAUAUUCCACAAGACACGCCCUUUGAACGUGGAGGAUCUGUGCGUAGUAUGGACAUGUCUGCCAGUGCACCAAGGGCAAUUACAAAUGAGCCUCCGAGUAGUUAUGAUCGCAUCGACCGCUCAGACAGUAUCGGUAGUGCCCGGAGUCUUGGAAGCUUCAGCCCGUCACAGGACCCUUUUAGCAGCAGGCACUCAAGCUUCGGGUCUCAAACAGAUGGAAGCACAGCCAGGCCGACAAAUUAUGACACCUUGGAUCACGCAAGGUCAAUGGUCAGUAUGAGCUUCAAGGAGAGUUCCCGCAACCUUUCACGGUCAGCUGGCAGCUACAAUCAUAUACCAACUUCCAGUUUGCGAGGUACCCCUGAUUACUGGAGACGGGACCCCCCAACAUGUCCGCUUGAGGUCUCGCCUGAAGCCGACGAGAGGACGCUGAGCAACAGAACAGGCUCACCGUCAUCCCCUGAUUUCUCCAGUAGCGGUGAUUACAGCAAGCUUGACGGGUAUCCUGUGGAUGCUGCAAGCUCUAGCACCUUAACGGAGGAGCGUCUUCCACCUCCCCUCCCCGCGCGCGGAAAAACGCUUCCCGCUUACGGAAGUAAGAGCAAUACAAUCAAAGCAUUCAAGGAGAAGUUGUUUUCCAAGAAAAGCACAGACAGCACAAAGGCUGUUAACAAGACCAGCAUGUCUCCUAACUUUGUUUACCUGAAUUCCUGCUAUUCCAAGAGCAUUGAAGUUCUGCCAUCGAUCUAUGCCACAGUCGAUAAGGAAAAGAAGAAACGAGAUCGCGAAAGAAAGGCCAAGAAGAAAGCGAAAGCUUUCGAAAAUAAGCGAAAAAUGAGUAAAAGCUGCGACAGUCUGUCCGGGUCUCCGAGGCUCAAUUCAUUCUCGUUUACGCCUUUCAGCUUCAAAGGCCUGGCGUCCGCGCUGGAUUCUGAAUCGGAUUCUGAUUUGAGCGAUUCGCGAAGCACAUCAGGUUCGGAUCAGGGCUUUAAUUUUUCCGGCGAGAUCGUACCACCGAAGUCGCCGCUAUCGGACCGUGUAUCAAUGGCACACCGAGGAACAAUUGAUCGAGACGAGCCUUCUCGAGCAUUCCUAACAUCCUCGGCGCUCAACUCACGAGAGGUGGCGGCCUUGCAUAGCACUUUGUCACAGUCGCCUCAACUGCCGCCUAAAGUGUUAGCAAAAUCAAGUGACGCUUAGAGAUAUAUAGGUCAGACAGUCUACUUGACCAGUUACCGGAAUUCAAAAGCGUCGAGGGCAAAGCACUUUGCCACAGUCGCGUCAACUGCCGCCUAAAGCGUUAGCAAAAUCAAAUGACGCUUAGAGAUAUAUGGGUCAGACAGUAUAGUUGACCAGUUACCGAAAUCAAAAGCGUCGAGGGCAAAGCACCUUGUCGAAGUCGCCUCAACAGCCAUCCAAAGCGUUAGCAAAAUCAACUGACUCUUAGAGAUAUAUGGGUCAGACAGUAUAGUUGACCUGUAACUGAAAUUCAUAAGCGUCGAGGGCAAAGCACCUUGUCGAAGUCGCCUCAACAGCCAUCCAAAGCGUUAGCAAAAUCAAGUGACGCUUAGAGAUAUAUGGGUCAGACAGUAUAGUUGACCUGUAACUGAAAUUCAUAAGCGUCGAGGGCCAUCCAAGUAGUAAAUCAGUAGUGUCGAAGUCGCCUCGACUGCCACCCAAAGCGGCAGUAAAAUGUGACACUUAAUAGAGUAAUGGGCCUAGUUACCGUAGUUGUAAAGGGCCGAAAUCAAAGCAGCCGCAUCUUUUACGCCCAAAGGGGCAACCAUAAAAGGUCACUCAGCAAUGGGCUAUUCCAAUGCCUACACGGGGGCCCCGUGAAAUUUCUAAAGCCUUCACGGGGGCUCUGUGUAAUUUCUAAAGCCUUCACGGGGGCUCUGUGUAAUUUCUAAAGCCUUCGCGGGGGCUCUGUGUACUUUCAAUUUGAAGUUCAGCGUCUAUGCCAAGUUGGGGAUUGUUUGAAGCCAUUCUGCACUUUUGUUUCCAAAAAGUUACAAGACAAAACAAGCAAAGAUUUACCAAAGUAUCGCUUUUGCGUGUAUAUUGUUUGGAAAACAUCACCUGAAGAACGGCCCAUUGAUAUAGGAAAAAAGGACAUAUAUAUAGGACUUCACGUCCAACCAAACAUCUCCUGUUAAGCCAUCAGGCUACAAGGUACUAAAUUACGCCUACCGUAAAAAAAUAUAUAGACAUUUUGAAAUUUGUACGUGUAGUCAACCGGCGCCUUUUUCAGGACGUGCUUGGACUUUAAGGACAAUGCAACACUGAUUUGUCCGUAUAAUGACAAGGUAUGCUUGUUUUUUAUUUCAUUUUUUUUAAUAACAUGGGUUUAGUUGUAUGCUGUCUAUCUAUGCUAUCUCACGCGAACUUCUCUUUAAAACACUAGAGCUACGACUACUAAAAAGUAGUAUUACUUUCUAUUUAAUACAGGUUCCAAAGGCUUUAUUCUUAGAAUCAUUUUAUUGUUUGUACAAAAACAGCAUGAUAUUAAGCACAGCAAGGCUGUGAGCUUUAGCCAAUUUUAUCCAAUUAUUGUUGGUUAUAAUUCAGCAGCAUCAUCCAGGCGGGUACACAGGGGGGGGUACACAGGGGGUGCGCGCGCACCGCACCUGAGCGGCCAAAAAGUUAGUCAUUUCUUAUUAUUAAGAAAUCUUCAAAUCGUAUGCUUUUUCCAUAUGAUACCUAUGACUGCGCAUCCCCCCCCCUCUUGGCGGCCAAGAAGUGGGUCAUUUCUUAGUAAGAAAUCUUCAAAUCGUAUGCUUUUUACAUCUGAUACCUAUGACUGCGCACCCCUCCCCCCCUACGGCCAAUCCUAGGUACGCACCUGUCAUCGGGUACAACAUUGAGACCCGAAAAUAAACAAGAGCAAAGAUUGAGGCUUUGAUACCCAUAUACAAUCAGUCUUAAAAUCCGUGUAAAUACAGACAAGUCGGCAUCAGAUCCACAACACCUUUAGCCAGGCCAGGCCACGGGCUAAAUGGCGCUGUUUACGCAAAUAUUCACGUAUACAACGAAAUUUGAAACCCAGCAAUCCCGCCUUCAUUAACGUCCCCACCGCUUGAAUCCGCAAACUCAGCAGCCGAUACUGUGGCGUAAUUUAUCGUUGCCGACUUGCUACCAUCACUAUAGGAAUACGUUUGUGAUGGUAAACCUAAAAUGCCCUUGGCAAUCACAAAAUUGUUGUGCGCGAGGGCUUCUCCUAUGUACGACGUCCCCGCGACGGCAUGAAAAGGGGGGUCGAACCAGGGACAUGCGAAGAUGCUAUCCUGCAUAUGUUGAAUACUAUUGGUCAUGCGCAGAACAUUGUCGGUCUCAGGAAUACGCAGCCUCGUUGUGAGAUUCUGGUAGAAGCUGGGGGCGCCCAAGGCCCCGUAUGUACACAGGGACUGAAUGAUGACGUCACUGGUAGGAGUGAAGGCGAUCUUGUCGUACUUGCCAGGCGUGUAGACAAAUGUUUCAGUGGAGUGACGUGCGGUUAUGCGAAGCGCUAGAAGGAGUCCUGUUGAGCAGGAUUUUGACAUAAAAUGCUGAUUCUAGGUAGAUCUAGAUCUGUAUAUUGGGAUCUUUUAUGAACCACACUAAGUGUAUCCGUGGGUUGUUCAGCAGCUCUCAGAAGAUUUCACCACAUUGGAUUCAUGCACCACAGACAAAA
Molecule: messenger RNA, 4781 nt
Organism: Nematostella vectensis (starlet sea anemone)
Lineage: Eukaryota; Metazoa; Cnidaria; Anthozoa; Actiniaria; Edwardsiidae
Exons: 6
Coding region: 338-2311 (657 amino acids)
Biological process (GO): cell surface receptor protein tyrosine kinase signaling pathway
Cellular component (GO): cytoplasm
Source: RefSeq, a predicted model, not a curated record